Drosophila busckii is the source of this 3167-nucleotide messenger RNA. Its product is annotated as glutamyl aminopeptidase. The coding region runs from base 411 to 3125 and encodes 904 amino acids. NCBI's taxonomy places the organism in Eukaryota, Metazoa, Arthropoda, Insecta, Diptera, Drosophilidae. The record is from RefSeq and is a predicted model, not a curated record. Gene Ontology annotation, cellular component: cytoplasm. The transcript has 12 exons. Gene Ontology annotation, molecular function: peptide binding; zinc ion binding; metalloaminopeptidase activity. Gene Ontology annotation, biological process: peptide catabolic process; proteolysis.
UUAUUAAUUAAUUUUAAGCAUUUCUAAAUUUAAUCGUUCUAAGUAAUUUUUGAGUAUUAAAGUCACAUAAAUGUACCUUUUAUAUUUUCUAUUACCGGGGCUUAUUUAGAGUUGAUUCUUUUCUCUCAAAAUUACCCCGUAGCACAGCUUAUUGAAGCUGAAGUUAAAUUAAACUGAAGCGUUUUCUGUGGCACCCCAUGUUAAUUUACUGUUUACCUAAGUACCUGCGCGUGACCGUACCUAUCGCUCAAGUGUAUUUAUCGUCAUUAGAGAGCAGAAGCAUCACAUCCAAUUUAUGAGAUUGAAGCAAUUGGUUCAUUGUGCUUCAUACAAAUUUUAUUGUUAAGCUUGGAUAAACGUACGAGUAUUGCGUUAUACAAAUAAGGCAUUUAGUUGAAUUUUAUUUUUGGAUGUGUCGGUUCAGUGCGCGGGGAACUGUAAAACGAAGCAUCGAUGCUUCCGCAGCAUAUACAGUUCUGACAGAAGAUCGUCUUCCAAACGAUAUUAGUCCUCAAAGUUAUGACAUUCACUUGGAACCCAACUAUGACGAACUAUCUUUCAGUGGAUUAAUAAAAAUGAAUCUUAGCUGGAACAGUGAUUCUAAAAAGGUUUGGUUUCAUGCCCAUUAUGAUUUAAACAUCAAUGAUCGAAAAAUUAGACUUUCAGAAAUAAACGGAGUGCAGCCGGCUAAGAACUACACUAUUAUCCGUGGUGGCCGGCAACCAAAAAAAACAAUUUAUGUGCUGUAUCUUAAGGAAACGGUGAAACAAAAUACACAAUGUACUCUAGAAGUACCUUUUGAAGGAACCAUUUGGAAAACCGCAGAAGGUCUUUUUAGGAAUACCUACAAGAAUUACACCUACUUUGUUACAAACUUGAAACCAACUAAUGCUCGUCGGUUGUUUCCGUGCUUUGAUGAGCCGGGAAUAAAGGUUCCGUUUACCGUUUCAAUUACGAGGCCCAAGGAAUUUAUUACCAUCUCCAAUACAGCAGUCUCAGAAACUAGAAAGCAUCCAACCUUAAGCAAUCUAAUGAUUGAUUACUUUGAAAAAACUCCACCUAUGUCCCCAUUUAAUUUUGGCUUUGUGAUAUCUACCUUUAAAAAAUGGAAUUUAGAGGAAUUAAAGAAAUUGUCCAAUACUCCAUCCAUUCAAAUGUGGAGUUAUAGUGAAAAUACUAAUAUAAAGGAAAUAUAUGACAGACUUAUAAUCGCUUAUAAAAAGAUAGAGGAAUAUGUUGGGAUAGCUAUACCUCUCACCAAAAUAGAUGUGGUUAUCAUACCUGACCUUGCCAUCGUGCGUCCAAUAGACAAUUUUGGUCUUCUAAUUUUUAAGGACAGUGAUAUCUUAAAGCAGCGGUAUUUUGAUUCAGCACAAGAAUUAAUCUAUCAAUGGCUUGGUUCGUGGGUGACUCCGGAGUGGUGGAGUGACGCACAUGUUAACAAAGCAUUAACGAGUUUCUUAGCUGCCGAGGUUGUAAUUCAAAUUGAUGGAGGUAUUGAAUUUAAUGGAAAAUAUCCAAUUACAGCAUUAUAUUCCAUGUACUAUGAAUUUAGUAAGAGAUAUCCUCAUUCUCGCAUUACUGGCAUGAAACACGAGACAAUCGCUUAUAAGACAGAAAUGGCAAUUCGAAUGCUUAACUUUACAUUGAGUAAGGAAACAUUUCAAAGAGCCAUACAAAAUUUCAUUAUGCAACAUCAAUACAAGACAUUUGUGGAAGAUGAUCUGUGGUCGGCAUUAACCAUACAAGCCUUAAAAGAUAAGACUCUUAGAGAACAAUAUUCAGUAUCUGAUAUAAUAAGGCCUUGGCUUCGAAAUCACCGUUUGCCUGUAGUUAAUGUCGAAAGGAAUUAUCAAAAGAAUUCUGUAGUAUUACGACAAAAAAUGUACUUGAGAGAAAGACCACACGAUGUGCCAGGUCAGGAUAAAAUGCUAUGGUGGAUACCAAUUGUUUUAAAUCAUCAGGAUACACUAAGAUUCUGUAACUAUACGCCGUCUGUAUGGAUGGAGGAGUCCCAGAACAUCACUAUUGAAAAUAUGCCCGGAAAAAAUUCGUUCAUUAUUGUAAAUCCGGAGGAAAUCGGACCUUUUCCCGUAAAUUACGAUCAAACAAAUUGGAACUUGUUAGCAAAUUUUCUACAAACUAAGAAGGGCCGAACUGCAAUUCCAGCAAACACAAGAGCGAAGUUGUUGCAUGAUGCCUGGAAUCUAGCUUAUGCAGGCAACCUCAGUUUUGCAACCACCUUUAAUAUGACAUUAUUCAUGAAAUCUGAGCGUGAUCAUAUUGUUUGGAAUUCGGUCUUUACAUUCAUUGACCAAAUUGGAAGGCAUAUUGAUGUGUCUAUAGUGCAUAGACAAUUUGAGCGAUAUGUAUCAGUUUUGCUGUCUCCGUUGUAUGAGGAAUUAAAAGAAGAGACUGAAUAUAUAGACAGCGGGAAAGCUGAAUUGCGAGCUUUGGCUAAGCGCUUCCUAUGUAGAGCUGGCUAUAAGCCCUGUAUUGAUGUAGCCCAAGCUGCAUAUAAGGACUGGCAGCAAACUGCCAAUCCAGACAUGGAAAAUCCAAUGCCAAAAAAUUACAUAUGUCCCGUUUUUAAAUGGGGUACCAUGGAAGAGUGGAUAUUUGGAUUACAGCGAGUAAUACAGUUUCCUAAAUCACGAAUCGCUAGCGAACGUACGUUUUUAUUGAAGUCGCUGGCAGGAUGCCCAACUCAACCCGAAAAGAUCAAUCGCUUGUUGGAAUUGACAGUUUUGAAUAACACAGACUAUUUCUCAGAAAAUGAUGUAUUCUUGAUUUUAACCACAUUGACGGGAGGGUCUAGUGGUUAUUAUACACUAUUUAACUUUUUAAAUUAUAAUUGGAUUCCAAUUAAACAAAAGUUUAAAAAUCAAACUAAUAUAUGGGAUCAUUUAAUUGGUUCAGCGACAGGAUUUUUUACAACCCAAGAAGGCUAUGACAUGGUUCAGAAUCUUUAUAAAACUCACCAUGGUGAAUUUGGUAGCGCUCAACAUAUUAUAGAAAAGUCAAUUCGAAACAUUAAAGAAGAAGCGCAAUGGAGUCAAGCCAAUCUUCCGGUAAUUGAAGCAUGGCUUAACAAAUAUUUUACCAAAAAUACUGAUACUAUUUAACCCUAAUGCUUGUAUUAUAUAUCAUAACUGUAAAAAAAAUGU